Messenger RNA from Didymodactylos carnosus, 1515 nucleotides. The record is from the annotation of a GenBank genome assembly. Lineage: Eukaryota; Metazoa; Rotifera; Eurotatoria; Philodinida; Philodinidae.
AUGCAUAAUAUCGGUUCUUGGUUUAGUUAUUUUCUAUCGUUUCUAUGGAUUCUAACAUUAACAUUGAUUACGAUUGUCAAAUCAUUCUUUAGUAUAUCAAAGCAGUCGUCAAAUGAAGUUCAUCGUGGUCGUCGUAUUGUAGUCGUUGGCGGUGGUAUUGCAGGAUGUGGGGCUGCAUACGCUCUUCAUAAAGCUGGAUUUGAUGUUACUAUUUAUGAAACUAGUGAAAAAUUAGGUGGAAAUGCAAAAACACACAAAUGGAAUGAUGGUAUUACAACAGGUUUAAGUGUAUUAGCAUGGCCUGCCACAUAUUUUCGAAAUUAUAUCCAUCUACUUCAUGAGUUAGACAUUCAAACCACAACUGUAAAAUUACCAUUUAUGAUACGUGAUAAUAAUCAGCAACAUUAUUAUGCACAUGAUAUGGAUAAUACGGAACUUGUUAAAAUAUUUAAAAAUGAUUUAAAACGAUGGGAUAAAAUCAUUAAUAUGAUAAGAAAAUAUACAAAUAUAUAUUGUAAUAGUGAAUUAUCAAUGUACCAUAUGUCUUACUUUAAUGUAUUCAAUUAUAUACCCUUAAAAUUAUUAUGUUUUUUAUUUAAUAUUAGUGAUAGAUUUUAUUCAACUAUAAUUGUAUCAGUUUAUUCAUCAUCGUUUUUAACAACUAAUCUACGUUAUAUACCAUCAUCCAUUUUACCUUUAAUAGAUGAUUUAAUAUCGGUACAAUACAAUCGUACUCCUACAAUGGAUACAUGGAUGAUGUCAACAAGUGAUGAUGUAUUCCAAAGAAUGACUAAAAAUAUUCAAGUCAAUACACUAACACCUGUCACAUCCGUGUAUAUUAACGAGAAUAAUAGUCAUAUUUAUAUUAAUAAUGAUCCGAAAUGUUAUUAUGAUAGGAUUAUAUUUGCAUGUGAUGCAGAGAGUACACUAAAGGCAUUGAAUAAACAAACAUCUCUACUAUUACAGACAUUACUGAAGAAUAUAACAUAUACAGAUGAUGAUGAUAUAUCAUUUAUUAAAGGUAUAGUACAUAGUGAUGCUAAUGUAUUACCAGAACAAUACAAAAGUUUAUUAGUUUCAAAAUAUUCAAAUUUUAUUGACGUUAGAUAUGAUCAUCAUUACCCGAUCUAUCAUAAUACAUUUAUUCUAUCAUCAUGGGUACCAGCUGCUAAAGAUCACGUUAAUUUAAAGCCUAUGUUAGUAACAUAUAGCUCAGACCAAUCAAUUUUAUCUUCUAUUAAUCCAAACUUAAUUGAAGGUACGAUAUACAAUAGACGUGCACAUCCAUAUUUAACAUUACGAAAUAUGUUAAUUUCGAUGUUACUGAGAUUCGUUCAGGGCAAACAACGGAUGUAUUUUUGUGGCUCGUACUGUACACCUGGUAAUGGUCACGAUUUAUCAUUGUUAAGUGGAUUUGUUGUCGCUCACGUUAUUGGUGCUCCUUAUCCAUUUGAGAUAAAUUCUUCAGCUAAACGAGAUUUUCUACGUCUUCAACGUAUAAUGGGAUUAGAAUAA